Molecule: messenger RNA, 1732 nt
Organism: Sitophilus oryzae (rice weevil)
Lineage: Eukaryota; Metazoa; Arthropoda; Insecta; Coleoptera; Curculionidae
Product: coiled-coil domain-containing protein 174
Exons: 6
Coding region: 84-1700 (538 amino acids)
Cellular component (GO): nucleus
Source: RefSeq, a predicted model, not a curated record
CAAAUAGUUGUCAAAAUCAAUCAAAAGUCAAAAUAUGAUUUAUAAUAAAAUAAAAACCUAUUAAUUUUUCUUAGAUAUUAAUUAUGAGCACAUACGAGAUUAGUAAAUCGUCGUUAUUAAGUUUAAAAGCUGAAAUUCUAAGGAAGCAGGAAGAUUUAGCCAAAGCCAAGGCAGAUAAUGCUGAGAAAAUCAAAGUAAUUAAAAAGAAAAGCCCGUUAGAAUUAAAAAAUAAAGGGGUUAAUGAAAGAGCUAGGCGAGAUUUUGGCGAUGAAGAACAAGAUCUAUUAAAGCUUUCCAGAUCAAAACUCGAAACAAAAGCCAAACUAUACGAUAAGCUAUCUAAUAGAAUACUAACAGAAGAUUUAAAGAGAAAAUAUUUGGUUAGAUUUGAUGAUAAAGAUGUAGAUAAUAAAUGUCCUAUUGACAAUGAAGAAGAUCUAGAUUUACCACCUGAUGAUGAUGCUGAUGACCAAUUUUCAGAUUACAAUGAUCAUGUUGAUUCUUCAGAUGAAUGGGUUGAAUACAUUGACUGUUUGGGUCGAUCAAGAAAAUGUUUAAGAAAAGAUCUAGAAUACUUCAAAUCAAAAGAUGCAGAAUUAAAACUAGUAGCAGAUAAAAGACAUGAGGUUGAAUCAAAAAACACUGAAAGCAAUAAAGAAAUUGGAGAAGAAAACAUUGAAACUACAAAUAAACCUGAGGAUAUACAAACUGAACUAGACCUAGUAUCAGCUGAUAUGAGAAAAGAUAUGUUGAGAAGACAGUGGGAAAAGGAAGAAGAAGAAUUAAGAGAUAGAAGUGAUAUUCAUUACCAGAAUGUAUUAUUUAAUGAGGCAAGGCAACAUGGUGUUGGGUACUAUGCAUUUUCAAAAGAUGAAGAAGAAAGAUUAGUGCAACAACAGGCACUUAAAAACCUUAGGCAAGAAACGGAAUUGGAACAGAAUAAGGCCAAAAAUAUUCGUCUUUUGAGAGAGAAGCAGAUGGCGGCAAGAAUAAAAGCUGCUAGAAAUAGGACAAGAGCUAGACUAGGUUUACCACCUGAAGAAGACACUUCAUCAGAUGUUCCUUCUAAUAACAAGCCAGAUGAAAAUAAAGAAGUAUCUGAAGAAAAGGAAAAAGACACAGACAGCGAGACACAGAAAAUAGCAGAAGAAAAAAGAAAACGACAUGUUCGUCCAUGGGAUAUUGGAAAAGAAGGGCUUAAAGAGCAUUACGUUAUGAGUCAAAAUGAGUGGAAUGAAAAGCAGCGACAGGAAAGGAACACAGAAUUUGCUCCACCAAAGUCAUAUCAUGGCAGACAUUUUAAAUAUGUAAGAAACAUAGAAGAAAAUUUAGAAGAAAAUAAGUCUCUGAAAUUUUCCACAAAGAAAAGUUCGAAAAAAAGAACAAAGCCAAAAUAUAAUGAUUACAAAAGUAAUCCUACAAAAUCUGAUAGUGAUGAUGAACUUUUGAAAGAUUUUAAGGAAUCUAAAUCCUUUAGUACCUCAUCUUCUGAAUCAAGAUUAUAUGCGUCAAUAAAUCCGUAUAAAAGAAGUUAUGAAUCAGAAAGUGACUGUCAGAAAACCGACCGAGAAUGUGAAGGUCAAUCUGGAUAUAAGAAAGUUAAUACAUCUACAGAACAACCUAAUUUGUCAAACACUGUAGAAGCAGGUUUAAGAUUCUUAAGGUCUCAAAUUGAAAAUUCCUCCUCAAAUGGUGGUUAACUUAUACUUAUAAAUAUAUAGAUUUUUCAAUA